AUGGGAGAUGUUUAUGUUAACACAUCUUCUGGGGCUCAAGUUCCCUUUGUUACUGGAACUAACGCAGCCACUGAACUCAUAAAACCUUAUCAUCCUUUCUCCAUUUCGCCUUCUGAUUCUCCUGGUAUGUUGCUGGUUAAUAUAGCUUUUGAUGGAAAGAGUUUUGGGGGAUGGAAGAGAGCCAUUCUCAUAGUCUUGACUUCUAAAAACAAGUCUGGCUUUAUUGAUGGAUCAACAGAAAUUUCUGAAAGUAUUAUAUAUUCUUCCACUGCUAAAGAUCUGUGGACAGAAUUAGAAGCAAGGUUUGGACAGAGUUCAGGUACCAAGCUUUUCCAACUUCAAAAGGAACUCAGUGAUCUUGUGCAAGGUUCAUCUGACGUUGCUACUUAUUACACUAAGAUGAAACGUCUUUGGGAUGAACUGGACACUUUGGAUUUCUUUAUUCCAUGCAAUUGUGCUUGUUCCUUCGGUGUAAAGGAAAAGAACAUUAAGUCCAAGCAAGAUGGACGAUUGGUUCAAUUUUUAAUGGAACUCAAUGACUCUUAUUAUGCCCCUAGAGGUAAUAUACUUAUGAUUUCACCACUCCCUUUUAUUCCUAAUGCCUAUGCAUUGUUGAUGCAAGAAGAGAAGCAAAGAGAGGUCCAGAAUACACCAAAAUUUCCUGGUGAAUCUUCUUCAUUCAUUGCUGUCAGUCGGGAAAAUAAUGGACAGAGAUCAUUGGCUUGGGUGUAUUGA
This is a messenger RNA of Capsicum annuum, 735 nucleotides long. RefSeq lists its product as uncharacterized. Lineage: Eukaryota; Viridiplantae; Streptophyta; Magnoliopsida; Solanales; Solanaceae. The transcript is spliced from 2 exons. The record is from RefSeq and is a predicted model, not a curated record. Bases 1 to 735 code for a protein of 244 amino acids.